CGAUUAUUGAAGGGUUGGAUUUACUUAAUCCAUCGCCGAAAGGUCACCUUUUUUUUCUCACCUUUUUUUUUUUUGGGGACCCCGUAGCUUUCUUUGUUCUUUUCUUCAACCUCGUUGCCGUUGAUGGAGAGCUAGCAACCACGUGUCGUAAAGCAAGUUGCAUUACAGUAGCGCAAGGGACCUGGACCUGCGAAACACUUGUCGAGCCGCGACUACCCCUCUACCUCCAGCCUCCAGCCUCCAGCCUCCUCCCCGCGCAGCCGCGACCCCGGUUGCGAUUGGACGUUGCACUGCAGCGGCGCACGCAAAAGUCUUCCUACGCCCGACAGCGGCUCUUCGAUCCGUCUCUUCUUGCUCAACAUGGGCGACAUGGCGAACGAGAUCAAGCUGCUCACCGGCAACAGCCACCCUAGCCUGGCUAAGGGUGUUGCUGACCGGCUCGGCAUCGAGAUCGCAAAGACGAUGUCCCUCAACUAUUCGAACCAAGAAACCUCCGUCACCGUAGGUGAAUCCGUUCGCGACGAGGAUGUCUUCAUCCUGCAAUCCACAGCACCCAACAACAUCAACGAUGGCCUCAUGGAGCUGCUGAUCAUGAUCCACGCCUGCCGCACGGCUAGUGCCCGACGCAUCACGGCCGUCAUCCCCAACUUCCCCUACGCCCGCCAGGACAAGAAGGACAAGAGCCGUGCGCCCAUCAGCGCGAAGCUGAUCGCCAACAUGUUGCAGACUGCCGGCUGCAACCACGUCAUCACGAUGGACCUGCAUGCUAGUCAAAUCCAGGGCUUCUUCAACGUGCCCGUGGACAACCUGUAUGCUGAGCCGAGCGUCUUGAGGUGGAUCAAGGAGCAUAAGGGAACCCAAGAUAUUGUCAUUGUCAGUCCGGAUGCUGGUGGUGCCAAGCGAGCCACUUCGAUUGCUGACCGGCUCGAGUGUGCCUUUGCCCUCAUCCACAAAGAGCGGCCUCGCCCCAACGUCGUUGGUCGUAUGGUUCUCGUUGGUGACGUGACAGAUAAGGUGGCCAUUCUUGUGGAUGACAUGGCCGAUACCUGCGGGACGCUUGCCAAGGCAGCCCAAACGGUUAAGGAUCACGGCGCAAGAGAAGUCGUGGCCAUAGUCACACAUGGCAUCCUCAGCGGGGAUGCCAUCAACAUCCUCAACAAUAGCUGCCUGAGCGAGGUUGUCGUCACCAACACAGUGCCCCUGGGUGACAAGGAACAGCGAUGCAAGAAGCUGAGGGUUAUCGACAUCAGCCCAACCAUAGCGGAGGCUAUCCGCCGGACGCACAAUGGGGAGAGCGUUAGUUUUCUGUUCACACAUGCACCCGCGUGAGAUCCUGUUAUGGAACAAGGGGUGCGGGCAGCGUAGGAAAAAACACAAAAGGCGUAAGGAUUACGGCAGGGGGCUUUCAAGGGUUACUUAGGGCUAUGUGUUUUCUGUUAAAUUAUCGACAUGAUUGGAAUAAAUGGUCUUAUCCAUUUUGAUUAUUUGAUUGAUUGGAAAAAGGACAGCUGUUAUCCUCCGGGCUUUCCCAUGAUCGGACGGUUUGUGCAAUUUGGAAGAUAGGCAUGUCACAAUGAACAGUAUACCCAUCA
Pseudomassariella vexata is the source of this 1592-nucleotide messenger RNA. RefSeq names its product ribose-phosphate pyrophosphokinase 3. The record is from RefSeq and is a predicted model, not a curated record. NCBI's taxonomy places the organism in Eukaryota, Fungi, Ascomycota, Sordariomycetes, Amphisphaeriales, Pseudomassariaceae. Gene Ontology annotation, biological process: purine nucleotide biosynthetic process; 5-phosphoribose 1-diphosphate biosynthetic process; ribonucleoside monophosphate biosynthetic process. The transcript is spliced from 2 exons. Gene Ontology annotation, cellular component: cytoplasm; ribose phosphate diphosphokinase complex. The coding region runs from base 361 to 1329 and encodes 322 amino acids. Gene Ontology annotation, molecular function: ribose phosphate diphosphokinase activity; magnesium ion binding.